Molecule: messenger RNA, 1729 nt
Organism: Cannabis sativa
Lineage: Eukaryota; Viridiplantae; Streptophyta; Magnoliopsida; Rosales; Cannabaceae
Exons: 5
Coding region: 134-1504 (456 amino acids)
Biological process (GO): amino acid metabolic process
Cellular component (GO): cytoplasm
Molecular function (GO): aminoacylase activity
Source: RefSeq, a predicted model, not a curated record
AGUAUUUGAGAUUGAUAAAUUUCACUCCCUAAAAAAAUUGAUUGGACAUUUGAAAAAAAAAUAAAAAAAUUGAUUGAAGCAUCUUUUAUCAUAUCUCUCUUUUAUUACAGAAAACAGAGAGAGGAAGGAGAAGAUGAAGAUGAAGCUUUGUUCCAUAAACAUGGCUAAAAACAACUGUCAUAUAAUUCUCAGUAUAUGCUUUCUAUACUCGUUUACCAUAUCAACAGCUUCAAUCCAAGAACACCCAUCUGAACCGAUCAUAUCAAGGUUCCAACAAUACCUCCAAAUCGACACAGCUCAACCCACUCCUCACUACUAUGAAGCCGCCGAUUUCAUCAUAUCUCAGGCAAAUUCCAUCUCUCUAGAAUCCCAAACCAUCGAGUUUGUUAAGGGCAAGCCCGUUGUUCUCCUCAAAUGGCCUGGUUCCGACCCUUCUCUCCCCUCCGUACUUCUCAACUCCCACACUGAUAUAGUCCCUUCCGAGCACGAGAAAUGGAAUCACCAUCCGUUAUCGGCUUAUCUCGAUUCCCAGGGCAAUGUCUUCGCUAGAGGGUCUCAGGAUAUGAAGUGUGUGGGUAUGCAGUAUUUGGAGGCUAUUCGUCGAUUGAAGGCUUCUGGGUUUCAGCCCCUUCGUUCGGUUUACCUUUCUUUUGUUCCUGAUGAGGAGAUUGGUGGCCAUGAUGGGGCUGAGAAGUUUGCUGAGUCUGAUGUUUUUGAGAAAUUGAACGUGGGUAUUGUGCUUGAUGAAGGUUUGGCGUCGCCAAAUGAGAAUUACAGGGCGUUUUAUGCAGAGAGGAGCCCUUGGUGGCUGGUGAUCAAGGCCAUAGGAGCACCUGGCCAUGGGGCCAAACUAUAUGACAACACUGCUGUGGAGAAUUUGAUGAAGAGUAUUGAGAGUAUCAGGAAGUUUCGUGCUUCACAGUUCGAUUUGGUGAAGGCGGGCUUAAAGGAAGAAGGUGAAGUUGUCUCGGUUAACAUGGCUUUUCUGAAAUCUGGAACCCCAUCUCCAACUGGAUUUGUUAUGAACUUGCAGCCAUCUGAAGCAGAAGCAGGUUUUGAUAUCAGGAUCCCUCCAACUGCUGAUUGCAAGUCUUUGGAGAGACGGAUCGCCGAGGAAUGGGCUCCUGCUUCACGCAACAUGACAUUUAGGUUCAUACAGAAAAUGGCUGUACUUGAUAAGUCAGGGAAGCCGCUCAUUACAUCAACUGACAGUUCAAACCCCUGGUGGAACCUAUUAGAAGAAGCUGUGAAAAAAGCUAAUGGGAAACUUGGUAAGCCAGAAAUCUUUCCUGCAUCAACAGACGCUCGCUAUUUCCGGGACCAAGGUUUGCCAGCAAUUGGAUUCUCUCCUAUGGCCAACACUCCCAUUCUUCUCCAUGACCACAAUGAGUUCUUGAACAUAGCUGAAUACUUGAAAGGAAUUGAAGUCUAUGAAUCUAUAAUCAAAGCUUACACAUCUUAUACUGGGCAUGCAAGAAGUGGUGUUGCUAAAGAUGAACUGUAAAAAACACAAAUGUCUUCAUAUUCAGAACAUGCUUCAUUGUAAUCUUCAUCAUCUAUCUUCUGUUGGGUAAGAUGUAAAUUUUGGCAUUAGAACUGACUCAGACUAAAUAACACUUGUAGUCACUAGCCAUGACCAUUUCUUCUUCUCAUUUAAUAAGUUUCAAUAAUUUAUUUAUCAAAGUAAAACAGUUUACUGUAGGAAAAACUCCCUUUGAGUUUGUUUUCA